GAAAUUUUUUCUUCUUUUGAUGGUAAAUAUACUAAACAAAAAUAAGCUGUUAUAAGCGCUUGAAGCGUGAACUACUAACAUCUAAACUUCACAAGUUACCAUGGCAACCCACCACCGUAAUGUUUUCGAAUCUAAUGUUUUGAGUUUUGAAUGCUUGCUACAUUUGAAAAGGAUGAGUUCAGAUAAUUCGGAAUUACCUUUUUAUAUUCGCACAAUGGAUCAUAAACGAUGUUCUCAAAUAAUCAAAGAAACAAAAGCCGAAAUUAAAAAGAUGGAAUCAUUACGACCUUCUACUCCAUUCGGUAAAAGGCUUUUUCAAAAUCAUGAACAAUUUGGUCUGCAAAGUACUUCAAGACCUUCCAGCUCUACAAGCAUUAAAUCUUUGAGAUAUGAGCAAGAAGAGAAACAUAAAAUACUGAAUCCAAUUUCAUCAUUUGAAAAAUCCAAAAAGAGUCUCACAAAACAGGAUGUAAAACUUGAACCUAUCAUUACGAAACCUGUUCUUUGUUUUCGGAGGUCUUCAAGCUCUUCUUUGAAGAACAAAAAUGACAUAGAGUUUUCCAGAUUUCCCCCUUUAAGUACCCAAGAACAGAAUAAUAGACUUUCUUCCAAAGAUUCUACUGAAGAAUCUAGAAGGCAUUCAAAAGAUUCUCUAUCUGGUGAAGAGAAGUUCAUUCCAGUCAACCAAAAUCUAAACUAUUCCAGCGAGAGCUUAGAUCAUUCUUCUUUAAAUGAGCCAUAUUUUUCAGAGCUAGUGAGCUCUUCUGGGGAAUUGUCUAAAGAUAAUGAAAAUGAAGAAUUAGAAGAACUUUCGCAGAAUCUUUCCUUUCUUUUCCCAUCAUUAGAAAUGUGCAUUAAGCAAGGUAAUAAGAAGCAAAUAGAAGAAAAGAUAAUGGUUAUCAAAGAAAUAUACAUGCACUUGGAAAGAAAUAAUGCUUUUAUAAAAGAAUUUAGCAACAGGACACAUUUAUUAAAACUAUUAUUUAAACUCUUAAAUUCUAAUGUCCCUGAUUUAAGUAUAAAAGUUAUUGGCAUUUUAUUAAAGAUGAAAAUGAAAGAUAACAAUUUGACAAAUCUCUUCAGAUUAGCAUUUAAACUAAUGAAAGAAGAUUGUUGGUCAAAGUAUGAUGAUGGCCAAGUAAUUGACAUAAUCCUUGAAAGUAUGAAUGAUAUAUCCAUCGCAACUGACAAAGGAGCAACUAUAUAUUGUUUAAAAAUUUUGAAACAAAUAAUAUGUUCAGAGGACUUGAACUGUGAACUGGUUGAAAAGUGCAUAAUUGUUAUAUGCCAUCAUUUAAAAGAAAUCAAUCAUUAUUUCUGUAUGGCAAAUGAAUGGGAUUAUAACCAUAAUCAAAUCAUCAUUCAGUUCUUGAUGCUUCUACAUUGUUCAGCUGGUAAUGAGAAAACUAGAGGAAUAUUAAUUCAGUGUGAUUCUCUGCAUCAGGUAUUGAAAACACUUCACAGUUUUUAUGAACAUGCUGACAUAGUUCAAAUAGCAGUAAGAUUUAUCAGCAAAUUUUUAGAUACUGAAGGUUGCAAAGUUUUAACAGAUUUAAGUGAUGCAGAUUUAUUACUAAAUUUUUUAUAUGUUCUUGAACUUCACAAGUAUUACAUUGACAUUGCAUUGCAAGUGACUUUUAUUAUUGGGAAUUUGGUGUCUGCAAAUGAUAAAACAGCAUUUAUCUUCCUAAAGUCACCUAAUUUUAUAAACAUCAUGGUUGAAGUUUUAGAUGUCUAUGUUAAUGAGCAUAUUCAAUUCAAAGAAAAUGUAUCUGAAUGUUUUAGAAAUUCUAAUUCUAGUGGGGACAGUAACUGGACAAAUGAAAUUUUUGAAGUUAUUUUAAAGGUGUUAUGUGUUUGGGCUAAUAUUUGCCUGAGUCUAGAAGUUGGUACUUACUUGGCAUCUGAAGAACUUUUAAUUUCACAUUUACUAUCAGUUAUUGGAGCCUACACAGAAAAAGCCUCUGUAUAUGACACAAAUUUUGCUUUAUAUUCAUUCCUUGUUGUGAUUGGCAACAUUGCUUACUACUUACCUAGUUCGUCAGACAUCUGCACUUCAAUUGCUGAGUAUGUAAUAACACUUCUUGAUCCUUCUUUUUCUCACGAAGUUCAAUUAGAAUCUGCCAACAUUAUUCGAAAUCUAACAAGACACCAAGAAGUACGCAAGUUUAUUCAAGACAAUUCACUAUUUCCUGAAUUCAUGAAACUACUCAAUGCAAGUGAUAAAGAAUUUAAAACAGCUGCUUAUGGAAUUAUUAUGAACCUUUUAAUUGAUCAAAGCACACAUCAAAUGUUUUAUCAAGAACAAGGUAUAACCAGGGUCUUGCAUAAAUUGCAUUUGUGCACAGAACGUGAUUGGAAAACCUCAUCUUUGAUGUGCCAAAUACUCUGGAACUAUUGCAAUGGUUGUAAUUCUGUUGGACAAUAUAUUUCUAAAUUGGAGGUGCAACAUUUAAUUAAGUUCCUGUCAUAUUCAAUUUAUAAGGUGAGUGAAACUAUAGAAAAAGAGGGAACCAGUUAUUCAGACUGGAAAGAUGAGUUUUGCCCAGUUGCACAAAAGCUGUUACAUCUUUUAGAAACUCGAUUUAUAAUUUGAUUUUUUUUUCUUUGUAAAAUUUCUACUUUUUAUAACCUAGUCAUUUUGUACUAACAGAAAUGUGAUGCAUUUUAAAAAAAGUUUGUUUAUAUGAUUUUAAAUGGAGGAUUUAACCAUGAGCAUUUGUAA
Parasteatoda tepidariorum (common house spider) is the source of this 2725-nucleotide messenger RNA. RefSeq names its product armadillo repeat-containing protein 2. The record is from RefSeq and is a predicted model, not a curated record. Gene Ontology annotation, biological process: cilium organization. NCBI's taxonomy places the organism in Eukaryota, Metazoa, Arthropoda, Arachnida, Araneae, Theridiidae.